This is a messenger RNA of Closterium sp. NIES-65, 294 nucleotides long. NCBI's taxonomy places the organism in Eukaryota, Viridiplantae, Streptophyta, Zygnematophyceae, Desmidiales, Closteriaceae. The record is from the annotation of a GenBank genome assembly.
AUGAGCCCAGUACUACAGCGCCACAGCCGAGUCAUUCAAAACCUAAGGAAACGAGCGGCUGGUAGCACCUCACCGCUCACCGCCGCGCGCCAUCCACGCGGCAAAGCACGUCUUGACAAUACCCCACCCAAGGGCGCUGACUCAGAGGAGGUGGGCGGGGCGGCCAUGGAUGUGGACAUGGACGUGGCUGAGAUGGGGCUGGAUGCCGGUGACCCGCACCCCCUGGAGAAGCUCGCUGACUCGGACUUCUUCAACAAGUUUGAGGACGACUUUGAGGACGAGGACUUAGCUUAG